AUGGUCAAGAAGAACCCUUUGCGUCGCCUUUCUGUCGCUUUGAGACUCACCGAGGCCUAUCAGCCAGCUCAGUCCCCCGAUUCAGUGAUGAACGGGCCGUCGCUCAACCAAUUUCUGACUGGUGCCAAGGCUAGCUAUCUGAAGGAUGUGAAAGAGGAUCCAACGAAGGCAGCAGCGUGGACAGUGGUUAUGGGCAACGAGGCCGGCGACCUCGACACGCUUGCGAGCUCAAUCGCGUAUGCCUGGAUUCUCUCAGAGGUCAACAAGACGUCGGCUGUACCGCUGGUACCAAUAGAACGCGCAGAUCUCAGUCUGCGGGCAGAAAACCUUCAUGCACUCAAGAUGGCAGGGUUGAGCGAGGACGCGCUGCUCACGCUCACCGAACUGGCUGGCUUCAGGCCACAAAAGUUCGCCCUCGUAGACCACAACUGCCUGGGUCCAACCUACGACCCUAACGCAGAGGUUGUCGCCAUUCUCGACCACCAUCAAGACGAAGGACUCUAUCUGAACGCCAACCCGCGCACAAUCUCACCAUGCGGCAGUUCUGCGUCUCUCGUCGCAGUUCUCUUACCACCAGAACCACCUGCAGAGCUUUGCACGCUCCUCCUGGCAGCUAUUCUGAUUGACACAGACGGAUUGAAGCCUGGAGGCAAAGCCACUGAUGUCGAUCGGAGCUCCGCGCUGUUCGUCGCCCCAAAGUCAACCAUCUCCAACUCCAUACCGCCACUCUCAGCUCUAUCGCCUAUCGAUAACCCAAAUCCAGACUCUCUGUACGAUGCACAGGCCAUCAAGGAUCUAACAAGUACGCUUACCCUUAAGAAGACGGACAUAUCGCAUUUAGGCGGCUUCGACCUGCUCCGACGCGACUACAAGGAGUAUACGCAUCCCUUGCCUUGGGUCCCCGGUCAGCCUGCAAUCAAAGUUGGCCUAUCUACUGUUCCAGCUCGUCUCAAAACUUGGGGGUCAGAUGGCCGUCUGGAAAAGGACGCGGUUGAGUGGAUGCGACGCAGGAGACUCACAAUCCUCGGCGUUCUGACGACAUUCCGUGACACGAAAGGAAAGAUGCUAGGGAACAGUGGGAAGCAGGGCAAGCACAAACGCGAGAUGGCUUGGAUUAUCCUCCACGAAACCGAGAUGGAGCACAUAUCCGCGAAAGGUCUGACGAUAGACACCCUCGCAAGCCGUCUUUUCGCAAGUCUUGAGGCGGAUGCCGAAAUCGAGGUGAAGAAGCACAAAAAGUUCCACUUGGAGAAGUCCAGCCACCUCCCUCCAAAGGCGAAAGCCAUGGUUUACAAGCAAGGCAACGCUCGGGCAACGCGGAAGGCAAUCGCUCCUCUGAUGAAGAAGACCUUGGAAAGCGCUGGACCAUCAGACUCGACGGCCGAGUCAGGGAAGGAGGGAUCCGCUUCGAAAUAUUAG
This is a messenger RNA of Cyclocybe aegerita, 1419 nucleotides long. Lineage: Eukaryota; Fungi; Basidiomycota; Agaricomycetes; Agaricales; Hemipholiotaceae. The record is from the annotation of a GenBank genome assembly.